Messenger RNA from Lobosporangium transversale, 1386 nucleotides. RefSeq lists its product as hypothetical. Lineage: Eukaryota; Fungi; Mortierellomycota; Mortierellomycetes; Mortierellales; Mortierellaceae. The record is from RefSeq and is a predicted model, not a curated record. The transcript is spliced from 2 exons. Bases 136 to 1350 code for a protein of 404 amino acids.
CUCAUUCAAACUCAAACUCACAACUUUCUUUUAUUCAUUCAUCCCUCUUCCCCUCUUCCCUUCCCCUUUAAAUUUUUUUCUGCUCUAUUCCCUUUUAUUCUCUCUAUCAACCUUUCUCUUCUUCCCCUCCCUACUAUGGCCAACUCUACUACUACCGCCACCGGUGCUGCGGAUGACCAGUUCAUCGCCGGUGCCUAUAAAUUCCAGGUCUGUGUCUCAACCGACAAACCCCUGCGUGAACUCGCAAUGGAGGCUUCCCUGCACAAGGACUAUGCAACUAUGGCUCCUGGAUUCAUCCAUGCUUCUGCUUCUGUCAAGCAAUUUGUGACCCUCGUCCCUGCUGAUAGCCAAAUCAAGGAUCUCAAGCGUGAAAUCCAAAAGGAUUUCCGGAAAUAUUAUCCCGAAGAAGGCAAGACAUAUACGAUCGAGCAUCUGGAAAAUGCCAACCACUUCAGACUCAAGGACACCCAUGUGAUCAAGCAGGUCCUUCAUGAUAACGAGGUCAUCAAUGUCGUUGGCUUUUCCAAGGAAGCAGGUAAAGGUGCUCGCGCCAAACCUGCUCAAUCCUCUACUACUGCCACUCCAACCCCUACCGCCGUCGCAGGCGUCAAGCGCAAGUUGGAUCAAACAGAGAACGACUCCACUCCCACAACCAAAGCCGGAAAAACCCCCAACAGCAGUAGUACAGACAAAAAGAAGAAAGAACCUGCCUCUACCUCAACCGAUGAUUCCGCUGCUCCAAAGAACGCCAAAAAGGCCAAAGUAACAACUCCCAAUGAGGAAACCAACGCAAAGACAACCACUCCUUCGACUGAUACUGCCAAGACUAACAACAAGCCCAAGCCCAAGGCACCAACCCCUGCCCCAUCUUCUCCCUCACAGACAGAGGAGGAAAUUAUGAAGAGCGUGUCUGCGAACAACAACAAGAAGAAGAACGCUGCCGCUGCUGCUGCGGGUACUACCGCUCCAUCAGAGCCCAACAACAACGACACCUCCAAAAAGCAAACUACAACCGACAAGAAGAAGAAGAAGGCACCAGAGGCCAAUGCAUCUGAAUCUACAUCCGCACCUGCUACGACUGAAGCAAAAUCAAAGGUGAACGGCAAGACCGAGAAAGCAGAAAAGUCUGACAAGCCGGUCCAAAAGACCGACAAGGCUAACAAAGGCCCCAAUGAGAAGGCAACAACCGCAGACAAGGACUCGUCUGAAAAGCCCAAGGAAGGUGGAGGGGAGACUUUGGCCAAGGCUAAGGGUACGGGCAAGAAGGCCAAGAAAACGACUGGUGCUGGUACAAACACUUCUACUGCUGCUACCGAGGCGUCGUCCAAAAAGGACACUCCAGGUAACUAGAGCCAAGAAGAACGUGAGGAAGUCAAGAGAGAGAGU